Centruroides sculpturatus (bark scorpion) is the source of this 3132-nucleotide messenger RNA. RefSeq names its product kyphoscoliosis peptidase-like. The transcript has 7 exons. The coding region runs from base 258 to 2585 and encodes 775 amino acids. The record is from RefSeq and is a predicted model, not a curated record. NCBI's taxonomy places the organism in Eukaryota, Metazoa, Arthropoda, Arachnida, Scorpiones, Buthidae.
GAUGGUCAGCCUACUACUACUACUACUACUACUACUACUAUUACUUCUACUACAAGGCACUACUACUGCUACUACGAGUAUUAUUAUUGAUGUCUUUUUGUUGCCAAACUGAAAGUAUCCUUAAAAAUAGAUCAGAAUAACUUCUCAUACUAAAUUAAUGAAUUAAUUUAUAAAAAAUACCUUAAAAUCCUAUCUUAAAAAGCCCGGAACAUUAAUGUAGGUCUUUAUGCAGAGAACUUUCUUUAAAAUUAUUCAGGAUGGGUUGCGGUACAAGUAGAAGUUCUCGUCUAAUAUCUCCUUUUAGUAAAGCAGUUAUAACACCAAAUUUAACAUGGACAAACACGGGUGUAAUACCACUUACGAGGAAGAAAGUGGCGGAAAAGAGUGUACAAGUGGGUGAUAUCCUUGGUAGAAAGGAAGUAUCAGCCCAAACGGAUAAUUUUCGUUUUCCGAUGGAUGAAUUAGAAAUGCUUCUCGAAGAAGAUUCUGAUCAACCAGAAAAUACUGAUGUGGAAACACAGACAUGGAACCAACAGUCUUCCACAAGGGAUAAUGUUAAAAGUGUGUUAAUGCAGACAGAAAUAUCGCCUUCUCAGAAGAAGUUCGCUUAUUUCAAUAUGCUUAAAAACAAUUCGGUUCAAUUAGUUACCAUCGAUAUAGGUAUACAAGCAGUUCCUUUAACAUUAGACCGAUGUACUCAGACUUACAGGCUUAUAAAAAAGCCGAAAACUAGUUCAGGAAAAGAAAGAUCGGUCGACCCGUUAGUAAAGAAAAUUGCUGAGGCGAACAGACAUAAAGGUCUGGCUAUGGCGGAUUUUGAAUCUCAAACGGACCCCGUAACCAAAGCUUUAGCUGCCAAUGCCGCAGGAAAUGAGAAUCUUCUAGUUAUGGAAGCCGAUCCUCCUAUAGCUCACAUACAGAAAGAAUUAUUUUCUACAACCUCGAAACCAAAUCAGACAGCGAUACAUGAAAGUAUCGCUCGGCUGUUGGAAGAUGUCGAAGAUAGUUUGAGGUACGAUUCUGAUUACGACGGACGUUUUGCCUACGCUGAUAUACUUAAAUGCGAUGCUGGUGUUCAGACGGUUAAUGAUCCUAUUACUGAUGAAGCACCCGAAUAUGCCGCUCGUCCUCCGCCAUGCAGGAAGAAAGAGAUGAUACCCAACAUGGGUGCUUUCAAAGAAAUCGACAGGCAUGCUUUAGAGGCUCCUGAAUCGACUAAAUCAUCAGUGAGAAAUCUAGUUAAUUAUUUAAGUGCUUCAGCUAAAAAUGAUUUACAAAAAGUCAGAGUAUUCUUCCGCUGGAUUACUAAUAAUAUUUCCUACGAUUGGCGUUACAUGGAAGUAAGGUUAUCAGCUGAGGAAGUACUUCAAAGAGGAGAAGGUGUUUGUAAAGAUUAUUGCAAAUUAUUUAGCGAAAUGUGUAGAAUAGCGGGAAUACGUGUAAAAACACUCAAUGGUUUUGCCAAAGGUUAUGAUUACAGGCCAGGUGAACAAUUUCUUCCAGGAGAAGCUGUGACACAUGCUUGGAAUGCAAUUUACAUUUUUGGUUCUUGGCGAUUGAUAGACACUACAUGGGGCACAGGUUACACUGAUCAUACAGGAAGAUUUCAGAGGAAACUAAAUGAACAUUUUUUUCUGACGGAUCCAGAAGUUUUAAUCUGGACUCAUUUUCCAUACGAUGAAGUGGAGAAAAAUUAUAGCAGGUGGCAACUUUUAGACAAUCCUUUAUCAUUGGAUGAAUUUAACACUUUACCUAAAGUGACACCAUUUUUCUUUGACUAUAACAUAAAGAUACGUUCCAAGCCGACGAAUCCAGUUGUGUUCAAAGUACAUAAAGAAAUUAAACUAGCCUCUCACGAACCUCUCAGAUAUAAAUACAAAAUGUAUCCCGUAGACGAGAUAGAAAAUGCAUCACUGAAUAAUUAUGUAUUCUGUCAAUUAAAAGAAGACCGUCUUGUGGGAUCUUUUGCAAUCACUCCACCCGUAGAAGGAAGGUAUUAUUUCAAAAUAUAUGCCAAACCUGAAAAAGAAAUGAAAGAGGAUACCAGUCUUCACAAUAUUAUCAUAUUCCUCAUCGAAUGUCUUCAAGCCAAGAAGUAUCUUCAACCUUACCCCCUUAACGAAGUACCAUGGGGACCGACACAGAGUUUUUAUGACUAUAACAUGCGAUUAGUUAAUCAGUCUGGUCCUAUGAUCGUAUCGUGGGGUGGGAAGAAAAAACUAGUGAUACAAAUUUCGGAUAACAUGCUGUUCACACAUCAGUUGUUUGAUGUCGAUGGUAAAGAAAUGGACAGCAAAGGAAUCAUUUCAAGAGAAGAAAAGGACAAUAAAAUCACAAUUAAUGUUACUCCGACAAGAGUUGCCAUGUAUAAACUGAUGCUUUUCGGAAUGCCAAAACCGAAACAAAAAGGAAAAUGGCGUUUACCUUUAGUGGCAUCGUUUCUAAUCGAUUGCAAACUUACAAAACAAAUUUACGAUGAAGAUUAUCAACCUCCUCAACAAAGAAAAGAAGAAAAGGAAGAAGAGAAAAAAGACGAAAAGAAGAAAAAAGAAAAAAGAAAAAUUAAAAUAGCUUUUAUACGCUAAGAAUAUUUUAUUUUUCAGAUGGCAAUUGCAAGUGCCUUCUACGAAUUGUAUAAUAAUAUUGUAUAUAAACGAAAGUUUGUAUAUAAAGAAUGUGGUGCGUAAGAGUGUCUGCUUGGCGUUAUUGAUUUAGACGAAAGUAUAAAUCUAGCAGCAGUUGUCCAAUUUCAUUCUUUUUUUUCCUUUUGUUUAUUACCUGUAACGGGUAGUUUAUAUGUAGACGUCUCUUGUCUUAUAUGUAACGUGAUGUCGAAUUAGGUGAAAAUUGUGAUGUGAUGUCUAGUGGAAUUAUUAUUAAAAUUUUAUUUAAAUCACCAAAAUUAUGAUUAAUAAAUUAUAAUAUUUAUUAAUUUCAUUUAAUAGUUAAAUAGCAUAGAAAUUUUUAUCCAUUGAAUUCUAUAGGCCUAUUUUCUACUGAAGAAUGUUAAGGAAACGCCAAGUAUAUGUGGAAAAAUUAACUUCCCUGGUAAUUUUUCCUUAUUUAAUAAGAAAAGCGGUUUAUAGCAAAAUAUAGUAAUACUUUUUUUUAUCUAAAUGAUCCUAUUUUCGU